Messenger RNA from Hibiscus syriacus, 1580 nucleotides. RefSeq names its product cytokinin dehydrogenase 3-like. Gene Ontology annotation, biological process: cytokinin metabolic process. NCBI's taxonomy places the organism in Eukaryota, Viridiplantae, Streptophyta, Magnoliopsida, Malvales, Malvaceae. The record is from RefSeq and is a predicted model, not a curated record. The transcript is spliced from 5 exons. Gene Ontology annotation, molecular function: cytokinin dehydrogenase activity; FAD binding. Bases 30 to 1580 code for a protein of 516 amino acids.
ACUGCUUUUUGAUUCAUCAAAAAGCAAAAAUGGCUGCUGCUUCUCCAUCAUAUCUCAUAGUCAUAAUGCUUCUAAGCUGUUUGAUGGCUCGCAUAGGAAUAUCUAAGAGCCAUGAUGUUUUUUCAUCAAAUCUCCAAGCCCUUGAUACUGCACCAGAACCCUCCCAUGAUCCAUCCGCCAUUGCAUCCGCCUCUCAAGAUUUUGGUCUCAUUGUGAAAUCCGUUCCCCAGGCGGUUCUCUUCCCUUCCUCGCCGCAAGACAUUGCUUCUUUCAUCCAAUCCAACUACAAUAGUCCGGCUCCCUCCACCAUAGCAGCCAGAGGGAAUUCCCAUUCCAUCCGUGGCCAAGCGAUGGCGAGAAACGGGAUCGUCGUUAACAUGACGUCGAUGAACGAGAAUCCGAACCGAAUCGUUAUCUCCCCCGACCGGAAGUACGCGGACAUUGGCGGCGAACAGCUUUGGAUCGAUGUGUUGGACGUGACACUGAGGAGUGGAUUGUCACCUGUUUCUUGGACCGAUUAUCUGUAUCUAACUGUAGGCGGAACUUUGUCCAAUUCUGGAAUCAGUGGGCAAACUUUUCGUUAUGGUCCUCAGAUCAGUAACGUUUUUGAAAUGGACGUUAUAACAGGGAAAGGUGAUCUUGUGACUUGCUCUCCAAACAGCAACUCCGAUCUCUUCUAUGCUGCUCUUGGAGGUUUGGGCCAGUUUGGAAUAAUAACAAGAGCAAGAAUCCCACUUGAACCAGCACCAAAACGGGUUAAGUGGAUACGAAUGUUGUACAGUAAUUUCACAGCUUUUAGUAAAGACCAAGAGCUUUUGAUCUCCAAAAACGAAAGGGAUGACAAUAAUGCACUGAAUUAUGUAGAAGGCUCCCUUCUGUUGAAUCAAGGUUCUUUAGAUGGAUUUUUCCCACCCCAAGAUCAACCCAAAAUAAUCACCUUUAUAUCCGAAUUCGGCAUUAUUUACAGUCUUGAAAUCGUCAAGCAUUACGAUGAUCAAACAAAUGCCACGGUGGAGAAGGAUUUGCAGCAGCUUCUUAAAGGCUUGAGUUACUUCCCUGGAUUUCUGUUCGAAAAAGAUGUCGAAUACAUAGAGUUCUUGAAUAGGGUACGAAGUGAAGAGCUGGUUCUUAGAUCAAAAGGAUUAUGGGAGGUUCCACAUCCAUGGUUGAAUCUUUUUAUACCCAAAUCUCGGAUGGCAGACUUCAACGAUGGGGUUUUUAAAGACAUCGUCCUUCAAAGAAAUCUCACCACCGGCCCUCUCCUUGUCUACCCCAUGAACAGAAAUAAGUGGGAUGAUAGAAUGUCAGCUUCUAUACCAGAUGAAGAGAUUUUCUACACAGUAGGGUUUUUGCUUGCAAGUGGAUUCGAUAAUUGGCAAACUUAUGAUGAUCAAAACAUGGCAGUUCUGCAGUUUUGUCAAAAUGCUGGAAUUGAGGUUAAGCAGUAUCUUCCUGAUUAUACAACUAAAGACGAUUGGAGUCGUCAUUUUGGCCCAAAAUGGAACGCUUUUCAGCAGAAGAAACAACAGUUUGACCCAAAAUUCUUGUUAUCUCCUGGACAGAGUAUUUUCAAUAGCUAA